AUGUCUGCGACGCUGGCGGAUCCCUACCGAGACUAUGCGAUUAACUACCCUCAACAUGCCGAUGGUAAACCCGAAGAGCAUGAAGGAGGACUCGUCUAUCAACCGCAGCAAUCCCAUCUUCAUCACCACAAAUCGGCCGACACCACCUUCUCGCAAACCGGCUCGCACAAUUCGGCAUUCGAGCAACACCAUGCAAACGCGACCGUCCUUCCCACAGCGACACCCCAAUCAUCCGUUCACGAGAUCUCACAGACCGUCGUCCUCAACCCGGCUCAGAUGCUCGGGCGACAGCUUCCAAUGCAGUAUUCUACUGCCGGCUUCGACGUCUCCUCCGUCCAGCGUGGCAAAAAGCGGCCCCAUUCGGAGACUGAGGGAGACGGGGACGACGCCAGCCACAGGAUCAGGCCACAGUUGCCUCUUCUCGCCACAGACAACUCGUCGGAAAACUCACACGGCCAGGAGAUGCUAUUCCCCGUCCAUGGCGACUCGUCUCAACAUCACCCGAUGCGCGGCCAUGAUUUCGGGCCACCGGACUCGAUGGCGCUCCCGCAGCAACACCACCACCACCGUCUCCCGCCCCAGGCCUCUUUCCGCGCCUCUCAGGGGGGCCAGGGGAUCAAUCUAGAAUCAUCUUCGUUGGCCUCCGGCCCGCCCAGUGUCGUUGGGCAACCCGGGAUGCCCGACCCGGCACCGCGGCCGCGGGGGCCCAAGCUGAAGUUCACACCCGAGGAGGAUGCACUGUUGGUGGAGCUGAAGGAGAAUAAGAACCUCACGUGGAAGCAAAUUGCCGACUUCUUCCCGGGUCGCACCAGCGGCACUUUGCAGGUUCGCUACUGCACCAAGUUAAAAGCCAAAGACGUGGCCUGGAGUGACGAAAUGACCCAACGGCUCGAGCGUGCAAUGCAAGAAUACGAGAAUGAUCGGUGGCGGAUCGUGGCUGGGAAGGUUGGGAAUGGGUUUACGCCGGCUGCUUGUCGGGAGAAAGCGACGCAGCUUUGA
Molecule: messenger RNA, 999 nt
Organism: Aspergillus campestris IBT 28561
Lineage: Eukaryota; Fungi; Ascomycota; Eurotiomycetes; Eurotiales; Aspergillaceae
Product: SANT/Myb-like DNA-binding domain-containing protein
Exons: 2
Coding region: 1-999 (332 amino acids)
Source: RefSeq, a predicted model, not a curated record